This is a messenger RNA of Boleophthalmus pectinirostris (great blue-spotted mudskipper), 2124 nucleotides long. RefSeq names its product coactosin-like F-actin binding protein 1 (gene cotl1). The transcript is spliced from 4 exons. Gene Ontology annotation, biological process: regulation of actin filament polymerization. The record is from RefSeq and is a predicted model, not a curated record. The coding region runs from base 249 to 677 and encodes 142 amino acids. Lineage: Eukaryota; Metazoa; Chordata; Actinopteri; Gobiiformes; Gobiidae. Gene Ontology annotation, cellular component: site of polarized growth; actin filament; cortical actin cytoskeleton. Gene Ontology annotation, molecular function: actin filament binding.
AUAGGAGGUACAGCAGUGUGUCUGUGGGACUUCUGUCUGUGCUGCCAACCUACCCGCCUCACAUCACUACAUCACCACCGCCCACCGCAGCACAAGUCAGGAAACCAGUCCCCCUCUGCGCCCUGAGCCCGGCUGAGAUUUAAGAGCUCCACCGUCUCUCUCAUCAGCGCGCCCCGACUGUAUGUGGAGCUGUCCAAGUUAGCUGCUUUUUACUGCGUUACGCUCACUGCGACUGUCCAUCCGAAAAAAUGGCAACCCAGAUUGACAAAGAAGCUUGCAGAGAAGCUUACAAUGAUGUGCGGGACGACAAUACAGAAACCAAUUGGGUUGUGUUUAAAUACGAUGGCUCUAUGAUCGUGCCUGGAGAACAAGGAGUUGACUAUGAGGAUUUCAAGAGACUGUGCACAGAUGAUGCCAGGAUUUUCGCAUUCCUCAGAAUCACAACAGGUGAUGCCAUGAGCAAACGGGCCAAAUUCACACUCAUCACCUGGAUUGGCGAGUGCAUCAGCGGACUGCAGCGUGCCAAAGUCAGCACAGACAAAUCACUGGUCAAAGAGGUAGUCCAGACCUAUGCCAAGGAGUUCUUGAUUAGUGACCCGAAAGAGCUGGAGGAGGACUAUAUCCGCGAAGAGCUGAAGAAAGCAGGGGGCGCUAACUACGACGCUCAGGCUGAGUAGACCCCACAGCGUUGCAGGGGUCUGGGGUCCGAGGGGGAGUGAGGGGGAGUGAGGGGCUUGGGAGGGGAGUGUCAGUGCUGCUACCUCUGGGCGAGAGGGACAGGCAGGAGGGAUGGUACACUCCACAAAUAUUAGGCACUUUACUACGAAGUAAAGAUGAAUGUUACCUGUUCUGUUACAAGGACACAGGUGCUUCAAAACCAGAGCUAACCCUUGUUACAGCCACAUUUCACAUUUUUGGAUCAUUUGCAAAGCAGGUACACAGAGAAUCACAGAGUAUGAUGGACAACUUUUUUAAAUUAUAGGUCUGGGCACCACUGAGUAUGCUGAUUAUUUCAAAAAAUCUCUUGCCAAAUUAAAUAAUUAGCCACUGCAGUUUUCACUCGGCAGAAACCACACAUGAUAUAAAGGUUGACAAAGAUCAGAAAAGGCCAAGAUUGCAGCUGGUAGAUUUUUAAGAUGAUUAUUCUUUUCAUUAUACCAGCUUGCUUGAGUUUUAUUCAAUGUGUUACAGUGGGACAUUAUAUAAUAUUGUAAAAUAUGUUAUAAUAACACACUGUAGCUUAACCAAAUGAAAAACAAAGCAUAUUAUUGAUGCCAGAGUGGUUUGCAGUGUGUCCCUGCCCUGCCCCCUCUUGACCAGUUUGAGUAUGCACAUGGGUAUGUCAUCUCAAAUACAUCUUCGCCUCAGUGUCAGUGGAGAAACUUGAAGUUCUACUAAGGCUUAGCACUGUUAGCUUCAGUGAUCUUCUGAGGAUGUGGAACAUGUUUCUGAGUGUUGUACUUUUUAAACAUCAAUGUGUGAGGUGAGCAUUUGAAAAAGCUCUUCAUUGUAGCAUGUGUUUGACAACACAACAUGCACUGAGUCAAAGACACUGUGCCUCCAGGACCAUCAGACCUCCAUUGAUCCAGAGGGAGCUGGCGUGAAUCUUGUUGUAGCUGUGAGAAAUUGCAUAAUUUUGUACCUGUGACCUGAUAUCCAUAGACAUCCUCUCGGCAGCUGUCAGCUCAUUUCACUGACAGUGCAGGUCUUAUAGUCCUGGACUUUCAUCUCAGUCUUAAUGUAUCCAUGCAUACUGUAAUUUACUGUGUUUGCUGCCUUAGUCUCCCAUGGAGAGGGGCAUGAUGGGAGUUCGUGGACGCUACACUGUGAUUGGCUACCCUUCUUCCACACUAAAGGGGCAGCUUUCUGGUGGUAAUAUCUCUUUGCAUUUGAUCCAGACCCUGUCUCUCUACAUGUACCGGAAAUAUGAACUUAGGACUUGUUGUAAUUUUUAAUAAAUCUGUAAAAUGACUUUUUAUUUUUCCUGUCCAUUUCAUUUGGAAACAUGGUUUCUCAUCUCAAUAUUUGUGAAAGAGAUUUUGAAAUUAUUUAGGAAGAUACUACAAGGACUGAACUGGGCACAAAAUUAGUCGUUUCAAAUAAAAUUGAUGUUUUUCCAAAAAA